This is a messenger RNA of Contarinia nasturtii (swede midge), 1146 nucleotides long. RefSeq lists its product as uncharacterized. Gene Ontology annotation, molecular function: acyltransferase activity, transferring groups other than amino-acyl groups. Lineage: Eukaryota; Metazoa; Arthropoda; Insecta; Diptera; Cecidomyiidae. The record is from RefSeq and is a predicted model, not a curated record. The coding region runs from base 100 to 876 and encodes 258 amino acids. The transcript is spliced from 4 exons.
AACAGUUCUACAAUUCAGUAUAUCUUUUCAUCACAAAGUAACGUGAAUUAAUAAACUUAACUAAACGAGACAUUCCUAACAAAAUUUUGCAGUGACAAAAUGUUAAAAUACAAUUUUUUUAUUUUAAUUUUUUUUGGAAUUUUUAUUCCGAAUAUAAUAAAAGCCAUGCCAAAAAAUAACGAAGACAGGUGCAAUUUGAUCAAAGCUUUAUACAACUUGAAAAAAGAGGAGAAAGCAUUGAUGGUUUUUCAAGGAAAAGACAAAAAGAAAAAUGAUUUAGUUAACUACUAUAUAAAAUAUGUACCCGAAAUAAGUUACAAUGAAGCAGUCGAUUUUAUGGAAAAAAAUUAUCUGAGAGAUGCACCAACCUUUGGUUCUUUGAAUGCAACUGAUGUAGUGCAGUUUCGGGAAAGUUGGCUGGAUGAACUAAAUUAUGGAAUGUCUGUGGCGUGUUUUAAAGAAGGAUCAAAAGAAAUUAUUGGUUUAAGCAUACUGUAUAAAAGAAUCAAGUAUCCUUGGGAUCAAAGUCCUCAAUUAACUAAUGGAUUUAAUGUAUUCGAACAUUACGGAGUUAGCGAAUACUUAAGAGGCAGUGGUAUGGUCGUUUCGUCGGAUUAUCGGGGACGCGGCAUUGGGAAGAAGCUUGUUGAGUGUCGAGAAAUAGUUUGUAAAGAUCAUGGUUUAACAAUCACAUCAAGUUUAUUUACAACAAAGUAUUCAAAUAAAAUAGCCAAUGAUUGCGGAUUUGAGACAAAUAUAGUCAGAGGUUAUUCUGACAGUGGCAUGGAAAAUCUUUCGAUUUUGAAAUCAAAGCGGUAUAAUUUUGCAUCGAGUUCAAAUUCUCAAAAUAAUCGACGAAAUAUAAUGUGUUUUUAAAUUUUAAAUAAAGUAAAACACCUUUUUGACUUUGCAUAUUCGAUUGUUACGUUGACGUUGACGUCACAUUCGCUACUUUGCGGAGGAGACUGAAAAAAUAGUAUUCUUCUCUUCGAUGUAAAUUCAGCUGUGCAUACAUGUGUAUUGUGUAAUUGUAAUUGACAUUGCUAAAGUUCAUUUUUAAGAAAAGAGUUCAGUAAUAUAAAACGUCUCAUUGUUUUUGGCAAACUCAAAAUAAAGGUGUUAUAUUUCAAACUUUAAUCUCAAUAA